UACCAUCACCAUCACCCUCAUCACAGAGCAAACAAGAAACAAGUAUAGCUCAUUCUUAAUCCUUAAUACUUACCAACUCUUUAAGCCUAACUCCCAAUUCUAAAACAACUUCACACUAUUCACAAUGAAGUACACUACUGCUGCCCUUUGCCUCGUCUCGGCAACCUUCUCACUUGCUGCCCCUACCGGCACGAGCACUGUUAGCGCUCGAGGCGAGCAAGCCUUUGCUGGCUUUGCUGUGCCUAGCAUCAUCAAGAACCACGACGUCACUACCAACCUGAACACCCAGGACUCGAAGACCUCCACCGUCCGCAACGGCAAGAUCGAGACCAGCACCCUAUAUGAAAUCCCGAUCCCGCAGUCCGCAGCUGGCAAGACCUGCACGCUGGUGAUCCACGCCGGCAGCGGCGACAGCGUCCUCGGAGAGAAGGCCCUGGACCUCUUCCGCAACUCUUUCACGGACCUGGCCAACCUGCCCUCCGGCAACCUGCGCGACACCCAGCUGGCGCGCGUGCGCUUCGACGACGCCACUGGCUUCUUCAACUUCGACAUGGUCGGCUUCGCCAACCCGGCCGUCGAGAGCUUCCCUUGCCCUGCCGGCAACACGCUCCACUGGGAGACGGUGGCCGUCGGCGAGUUCGACAUCAAUACCAUUGAGCAGGACUUCACGGUCAAUGGCGCCAAUGUGCCUAACGGUCUGAGCGUCGGCUGGUGGUAAGCUGCGAAGUAACUACCGAUUACCCAGUUUAACGACUGUGCGGCGGAUAAACCCGCAUCAAUUGUUUCGAAAUUCGAGCUUAUGCGGAACUUUGAAGAAAACAAACUCUACAUUCUCUCCUUUUUUGGCUUUUUAUUUUGCAUCAGCGUGUGGUUUCUUUGGAGCUCGGGGCCAAUGGGAUUGUGCGAAGAUAGGGGGUGGGAAUUGAUACGGUACAGCUUGGUUUAGAGACACUCCUUAACUUUGACUUAAUGAUAUAGUAAUUUGAUCUGCUACCUACA
This is a messenger RNA of Daldinia caldariorum, 999 nucleotides long. RefSeq lists its product as uncharacterized. Lineage: Eukaryota; Fungi; Ascomycota; Sordariomycetes; Xylariales; Hypoxylaceae. The record is from RefSeq and is a predicted model, not a curated record. The transcript has a single exon. The coding region runs from base 125 to 718 and encodes 197 amino acids.